UUUGUCCAAGAUGGCGGCGUCGAUGUAGGUUCACUGAUGUUAAUAUGUUUUUAAAAGCGUUUAUCCUUUUAUUUCAGAAUAAAUGCAAAGUCUCAACGUCGCGGACAUUAGUUACAAGUUACUAAAUCGUCCGUGUCUGUGCAAGGUCUGAUAAAACCGAGGAAUUUGAUUCCAGACCGAAUUAUUUCUGCAGACGCUGGCUGGCUAACUAGCUAGCUAAAAAGUUUGGGCAUCGUUUGAAAAUGAAACGACAGGCCGGGAGGGACUCCAGUCCUAGUCGGGCUUUAGCGAAACGAAUACGGGAAAGAGAGCGUGAACGAGAUGGGGCACGGAGAGAGGACCUACCGCCCCCACCGCUUGCUUUGCUGCUCGCUGAAAGCCGAAGGCAAAAUGCUCGGAGCAGGAGUAGAGAACGAGAAAAGACGCGGCUUCGGGAGGAGCGCGGGGCCGCUGGAGACCCCCUCCACCACCGACAACAACACCACGACCUCAGUCUGAUCGGCCGCCCCCCUCUCCGGACUACAGCCGCCCUGCCUAAAGGCAAAGCGUCGACCGAGCUACUGGGCCCCCGGGGGGGAGCGGGGGGGACUCUGGAAUACAAAUCGUUGCUCAUUAGCAAUCUAGGCUCGGUACUUUCUGACGAACAUGUUGAAGACGGACUGUUCCACGAGUUUAAAAAGUUCGGGGACGUUAGUGUGAAACUAUCUCACACUCCAGAGCUGGGCCGGGUUGCCUACGUGAAUUUCCGUCACCUGGAGGACGCUAAAGAGGCCAGGCAUGCAAAGACCAGGUUAGUGCUGUAUGAUCGCCCCCUUAAAGUAGAGCCCAUGUACGUUCGUCGUCGCAGCUGCACACCGCCGGAUGUGGGCUACAUUCCCAUUCAUGGCGCCCCAUAUCCCCCUUAUAGACAGAGGUCCCUCUCCCCCGGGGCUGGAGUUAGCAGUAUCAGAGACAUCCGACCACUGAGACACUACCCUGUAGAGGGUUUGGGACUGAGCAGAGAGAGGGAAAGGAUCUUAGAUUACUAUGGGAUGUUGGAUGAGAGGGGGCGGCCAUACGGGCUGCCAGUACCUGAGCAUGAAGACAUAAAGCCAGAGGACGAUGCGCGGGCAUGCAGGAACCUGUUCAUUGGCAACCUUGAUCACAAUGUCACUGAGGGCGAGCUGAGGAGAGGGUUUGACAAGUACGGCAUCAUUGAGGAAGUUGUGAUUAAACGUCCGGCGCGUGGUCAGGGGGGAGCCUACGCUUUCCUCAAGUUCCAGAACUUAGACAUGGCUCACCGGGCCAAGAUAGCCAUGCAGGGCCGUGUGAUUGGUGGGAACCCAGUGAAGAUCGGCUAUGGUAAAGCUAACCCCACCACGAGGCUCUGGGUAGGUGGCCUCGGCCCUAGCAACUCCCUAGCAGCCCUAGCCCGAGAGUUUGACCGCUUCGGCAGCAUCCGAAACAUAGACUAUGUGAAAGGGGACAAUUUUGCCUAUAUUCAGUAUGAAAGCUUGGAUGCCUCCCAGGCCGCCUGUGCCCAGAUGAGAGGUUUCCCCCUGGGAGGCCCAGAGCGGAGGCUGAGGGUGGACUUUGCCAAGGCGGAGGAGCCCCUGCCUCGUAGCUACCCAGUGGGGUACCAGACCCCUGUGCCCCUGCCUGCCCACCUGGACCUGGUGCCAGAGGGGUACGGCGGGAGGCACCGCGACUGCAGCCUGGAGAGAGAGCUCCGUACCAGGGACCGCUCACCACCCUCCCACGCCCUGUUCACCCAGCGGGAGAGAGAGAGGGCUCUGCUGGACAGGGACAGGGGGGACAGAGAGUUCACCAGCCCAACCAAGAGCCUGGAGCGUAGGGGGGGUGAAGCUUUUGGGGGAUCCCGUGGAGGGUGGGGGGACCGAGCAGCCCGGAGCCGCAGCCGAGAGCGCUGGUUGAAGGAGAGGGAUGCUGCGCGGGCUGGGGGGGAGAGACGGAGACGCCACAGCCUCUCCCUAGACAGGCCCUCUCAGGAGAAGGAGAGAGGCAGGUCCAAGGUGAGAGGAGGAGGACCAGCCUCUCCAGAGGACAGCCCAGACAGAGCCAGGGUCAGAGCCCCAGACUCCACCACCGAGCCCAGGGGACAGAGCCCUGACAGCAGCCGCCACUCCAACGAGGACCGGGGUGGUGGUCUGAAGACCGGCGGGGACAGGGAAAAGGAACGCGACCGUGACCGCAACCACAGAAACGCGAGCGACAACAACCACACCUCGUCUGACACGCCUAAUAAAGACCCCAGGACACUCAGCACGCUGUCGGAGUAUGCCGCCACCCUCGCCAAAGCCUGGCACGGUCACUUCGCCCUGAAGAAUAGCUGCUUCCCCGCUAACAUGCACCUGCUCGAGGGAGGCUCUGGGUUCUUCCACUCUGUCAUGAAGGACCACCAGGCGAAGGGGAAACUGACCCAGCUUAAGAUCGCCCAGCGACUGAGGAUGGACCAGACCAGGCUGGACGAGGUCACCAGGAGGAUCAAGCAGGGUGGGUCCGAGGGCUACGCUGUUCUUCUGGCCCUCCAGGGCCCAAUCGACCGCGAGGCCCCUCCACCUGAACCAGGCCUACAGAUCAGACUCCUCCGUCACCUGGUCACCUACCUGAGGAACAAGGAGGCUGCAGGGGUGAUCAGUCUACCGGUAGGCGGGGCUAAGGAGGGGGGAAAGGGGGGCAUGCUGUACGCCUUCCCCCCCUGUGACUUCUCCCAGCAGUUCCUCCAGACCGCUCGCAGAACUUUGGGCAAUCUGGAUGAAGAACACCUGGUGGUAGUGAUUGUCAAUGACUCUGGCUAACCACAACAGAAGACACCUGGUGGUAGUGAUUGUCAAUGACUCUGGCUAACCACAACAGAAGACACCUGGUGGUAGUGAUUGUCAAUGACUCUGGCUAACCACAACAGAAGACACCUGGUGGUAGUGAUUGUCAAUGACUCUGGCUAACCACAACAGAAGACACCUGGUGGUAGUGAUUGUCAAUGACUCUGGCUAACCACAACAGAAGACACUUCUCUGUCUAUAGCGUUAGCUGUCAUUUGUUAUUUCUCCAUGUAAACAACAGACUGAGCUCUGAGCAAGGAACUAGUAGUUGAUAGUCAAUGACUAAUUAAAUAAGACACCUGUCUCUGUGGUGGUAAUGGCUGUCAGUUUCACUUCCGUGUGAAGGGACUGAACUGUUGUAGGGUCUAAUUUAGAUUAAGAUAGUACGACACCUCGUCCGUCUCUCUCUGGGGGAGAAUGUUCCUAUGUUCCCCUCUACGGCACCUAUGCCCCUAACAGACAGUGUCACUGCUUUCAUGUACAAACCGAGACCGAGCUGCUGUCACUCCAAGCAAGGGAUCCUUUGAGACAAACUGACAGACUUUGUAUUAAAAUACUGGAGGAGGAUAGGACAGACAUUUUGUCUGCAUUUCUUUGUAUGUAAGUGAAACACUACAACUGAGUGAGGGAUUGUUGUCAUACUGUUUUUUUUUUUUUUUUUUUUUUUUUUUUUUUAGAACUAAACUGACCAAGCAGUAUAUCUAAAGGCAACUUCCACAACGGUAGUAUUUUUCAUAUGAUAUGAUUCUAUGUAUGUUGUAUUUGUUUUAUUUGACCAUUCCAGAAGUUCCACCUUCUUCAUCAUUUGAGAAUUGUGUGCUCUGAUUGGCUGUUGCAUGCAGGAAGCAGGAAGUAGUUUUCUUGUACAGAUUUUACCCUCUAACCGGUGGUCAAGUUCCACUGCUGUUUACUGGCCGUUGAUUUUAAACCGUUGUUGUUUGAAAUAUUUUUUCAGCUACAGAUAUUAUUUCUUAACAGUUCUGUCUUGGCCCUAAUGUGGUAUUAUAAUGUUCAUGGCUGGUUUGUUUUAGCUUUUUUUUUAAAUGUACUGAAUGAGCCUGUAGCCUAUUUGUGUGUGAUUUUUGCAUAUGAGAGAAAAGGAUUGUUGUUUCUCUCUUGUUAAUGCAACACUCUAUAAGGUUGAAUGGGUUACCUCUACCUCUACAAUUAUUUAAAUCAUCUGGUUUUUAAAACAUUUUUUAUCACAGACAUGCAAUACAAAUGAAAUCCACCCACUGAUAUGUUGGAGUCAGUUAAUUUUCUCCAAGCAGUUUCUUUGAGCAGUGCUGUAACACUAAAAUACAUGUUUUAUUCAUCUAUUAGUUGAGGUGCAUUGCAUGUUUUAAACCUGUCUGUCCGUUUGAAUCAUACUGGGCCAUUUUAAUGUUUAUUUGAAGAAAACAUCACCUGAAUGAAUGGACUAACUCUGAGUAGUAGAAUAGUUAAAAGGAAAAGUGGUUAUCACUACUUAACAUCAGACUGGUGUUAGUUAAAAGGAAACGUUUUUAUCACUACUUAACAUCAGACUGGUGUUAGUUAAAAGGAAACGUUUUUAUCACUACUUAACAUCAGACUGGUGUUAGUUAAAAGGAAACGUUUUUAUCACUACUUAACAUCAGACUGGUGUUAGUUAAAAGGAAACGUGUUUAUCACUACUUAACAUCAGACUGGUGUUAGUUAAAAGGAAAAG
This is a messenger RNA of Coregonus clupeaformis (lake whitefish), 4512 nucleotides long. RefSeq names its product putative RNA-binding protein 15B. The transcript has a single exon. Bases 243 to 2798 code for a protein of 851 amino acids. Gene Ontology annotation, cellular component: nucleus. Gene Ontology annotation, biological process: regulation of alternative mRNA splicing, via spliceosome. Gene Ontology annotation, molecular function: mRNA binding. The record is from RefSeq and is a predicted model, not a curated record. NCBI's taxonomy places the organism in Eukaryota, Metazoa, Chordata, Actinopteri, Salmoniformes, Salmonidae.